Diospyros lotus (date-plum) is the source of this 1347-nucleotide messenger RNA. RefSeq lists its product as uncharacterized. Bases 1 to 1347 code for a protein of 448 amino acids. The transcript has a single exon. Lineage: Eukaryota; Viridiplantae; Streptophyta; Magnoliopsida; Ericales; Ebenaceae. The record is from RefSeq and is a predicted model, not a curated record.
AUGACCAGAUCAUCUAAGGGUGAACUAAUUGAUUUAGAUCCAGAAAUUGAGAGGACCCUUAGGCGACAAGCAAGAGAACUUAGGUCUCAAGAUAGGACAGUGACUAAUAGUGUCUUUCCCAUUGUCUUUGAUACUGUGUCUGAGUUCCAACCUAAAUUGAUCGAUAUGGCCGCCAAUGAAAAUAAUGGCAAUGAGAAUAGGAAUAAUGGGAAUAAUGCUAACAUAACUAUUAAAGAAUUGGCUGCCCCUAAUGUGCAUUAUCAACCCUUGUGUAUUCACUAUCCUCGAUUAGAGGCAAUCUUCGAACUGAAAUCUGGAUUGAUACAUUUGCUUCCUAAGUUUCAUGGUCUUGCAGGUGAAGAUCUACACAAGCAUCUGAAGGAGUUUCAUGUGGUAUGCUCCACCAUGAGGCCGCAAAGGGUUGAUGAAGAACAAAUAAAGCUAAGGGCAUUCCCUUUCUCUCUUGAUGGAGCUGCCAAAGACUGGCUGUAUUACUUGCCACCAGCUGCCAUUACCAAUUGGGAUGGCCUGAGGAGAAUAUUUCUGGAGAAGUUCUUCCCUGCUUCCAGAACAACAGCCAUCCGGAAGGACAUUUGUGGCAUCCGACAGAUAGGUGGAGAAAGCUUGCAUGAGUAUUGGGAGAGAUUCAAGAAGUUGUGUGCUAGUUGUCCUCAUCAUCAGAUAAGUGACCAGCUCCUCAUUCAAUAUUUUUAUGAAGGCUUGCUCCCCAUUGACAGGUACUUAGUGGAUGCUGCAUCUGGAGGAGCCUUAGUGGAAAAGACACCAGCUGCAGCCCGGGACUUAAUUUCAAAGAUGGCUCAAAAUGCACAACAAUUUGGUACCAGGUUGAACACUCCCAUGAAGACUGUCAAUGAGGUUGGUUUUGCUACACCUAUGGACCAACGGAGAAUAGAAAAUAGGCUGGAAGAACUAACUUCAAUGGUUCGCCAGUUAGCCCUUGAUCGAAACCAGCCCCCGCAGGUAUGUGGCAUUUGUUCAUUAUCUUCACAUGUAACUGAUCAGUGCCCACAAUUGCAGGAUAACACAGAAUCAUGUAAUGGAAUCUUCCCUGGAAGACCGUUUCAGCAACAGCCACAACAGAAUAGGUAUGAUCCCUAUGCUCCCACCUACAAUCCGGGCUGGAGAGACCAUCCCAACUUCAGAUACAGGGGUGCUUCAACUCAACCAUUCCAGCAGAGGUUCAAUGCACCGGGUCAAAGUAAUGCCACACCAAUGAAGCAACAAGCACAAACAUUACCCAAGGCCGAACUGAGCUUGGAUGACAUAGUGCAGCAAUUAUCUGCCAAUACUCUCAAAUUCCAACAACGGACUGACACCACCAUAUAG